AUGAAGAGGACAUAUCCAUCUGGCAGCCAGAAGCGGGGGAAAAAACAAGAUGAUGGGGAAAAGAGAAACCAUGACUGCGUUCAUAUGAUAGAGUUACCCAAGUGGACAACUGUUAUCAUGGCACUGAAGAGAAAGCUUAGUUCUAGCGCUCAGGUGUACGAAUCCCUUCAGAGCACCGAUGCGGAUGAAAACCAUCAACCCGUUAGUGCUGCUGGUGAGGAAAAUGAGAUGCCGAAGAGAAAGAGGAGGAGGAUGGAUAGGUCUGUGAGGCUUCGUUACUGUGAUUGGAGCGGCACCAUCUCAGACCAGAAUACUGCACCGAUAAAUGAGAGAAGUGUUGAGGAUUCUCUACAGUACAGUGUCUGUGCUCUAGAGGAUCAUGGUCUUCAGGAACCUCUAUCCAGUGGUCUUGAAGUCCUUCCUCCUGCAGACCAGCAGGUUCAAACCCCUUCAGCUCCAAUGCACCACAGUCCAGCACCUUUCCAUUACUGGUUUCAGCCUGUUAAUGAGGAAAGUGAUAGUCAGGAGAGACAGAGGAAGAAGAGUAGUUUUGGAGAGCUCCUCACUCUUCACUGGAGCAGUAGCUCAGGUCAGGGUCAGAAAGUGGAGGAUCAGACCACUGCAACCACUAGUGAGGAUGAAACCAAGCGGACUACUUUUAUCAUUGGCCGAAAGCGAAAACAAAGUUCUCGCAGUGCUCAGGUGUGCGACUCCCAUCAGAGCACAUCCUCAACAUCCAGCACCGAUGCGGCUGAAAACCAUCAGCCUGUUGGUGAGGAAAAUGAGAGGCCAAUGAGAAAGAGGAGGAGGAUGGAUAGUUUUGAGAAGCUGCCAUCUCUUCAUUACUGUGACCGGAGAGAUCAAAACGCUCUACAGUACAGUGCCUGUGCUCUAGAGGAUCAUGGUCUUCAGGAAGCUUUAUCCAGUGGUCUUGAAGAUCAGCAGGUUCAAACCCCUCCAGCUCCAGUCUAUUCCAGUCCAGUCAGUCCAGCACCGGGUCACAACAACCGAGUAGACGUGACAACUGAGGACAACAUUUUGAGCCGGUAUGAAAUCGGCAGAAUGCUUGGUAAGGGUGGAUUUGGCUCUGUUUAUGAAGGGAAACGCGUGGAGGAUGGCCUUGAGGUGGCAGUGAAAAUUGCCAGAAAGCCGAAGAACAUGAAAUACAUCUACAUUCCUGGUCAUCCCGCACCCUUGCCAUUAGAGGUCGGCCUAUUAGUCCUUGCUAAUAGGGGCCCUAAAGUUUCAGAGAUCAUCGAGCUGCUGGACUGGCAGGACCAGCCUGACCAAUAUAUCAUGGUCUUGGAGCGUCCCUCGCCUUGUAAAGAUCUGUGGAGGUUUUGGACUUGUCACAGAGGCAUCCUAAAUGAGGACACAGCACGAUUUAUUUUGGCGCAGACAACAAUGGCUGCUCAUAUGUGCUGUCGCCGUGGAGUGUUUCACCGUGAUAUUAAGCUGGAGAACCUGCUAAUCAACACAGACACGCUUGAGGUCAAACUAAUUGACUUCGGGUGUGGGGAUCUCCUGCAGGAAUCUGGCUAUGAAAGAUUCUGUGGCACUCUAAAAUACCGCCCACCUGAGUACUGCGCGGAGGGCGAGUACCACGGGAAACCAGCUACUGUGUGGUCUCUGGGAGUGCUCUUAUUCCUGUUGGUGUGUGGACGCUUUCCAGAACCAAGAGACCGGCAGAUGAUUGAUGAUGAUAUCUGGUCUGAGCCUGGCUUGUCAAACGAAUGCUGCCUCCUGAUUCGGUCCCUCCUGAAGGAUAAUCCACGACAACGGAUUUGUUUGAGGAAAAUCCUUCAACAUGAAUGGUUUAAGGUCACAGAAUAAGACAUUAAGAGGAAUGUCAGAGCUGCAUGUCAUGUCAGAAUUCCUCUCUGAGCCACCCGUGAAGUUCCCGUGAAAGCUGCUUCUGCCACGGCGCUCUCCAAAGGAUCCUGCACUGGAUG
Rhinichthys klamathensis goyatoka is the source of this 1952-nucleotide messenger RNA. Its product is annotated as cyclin-dependent kinase 14-like. NCBI's taxonomy places the organism in Eukaryota, Metazoa, Chordata, Actinopteri, Cypriniformes, Leuciscidae. Bases 1 to 1833 code for a protein of 610 amino acids. Gene Ontology annotation, biological process: negative regulation of apoptotic process; regulation of mitotic cell cycle; protein autophosphorylation. Gene Ontology annotation, cellular component: cytoplasm. Gene Ontology annotation, molecular function: ATP binding; protein serine/threonine kinase activity. The record is from RefSeq and is a predicted model, not a curated record. The transcript is spliced from 12 exons.